Messenger RNA from Monopterus albus (swamp eel), 852 nucleotides. RefSeq names its product chymotrypsin-like elastase family member 2A. Gene Ontology annotation, molecular function: serine-type endopeptidase activity. Lineage: Eukaryota; Metazoa; Chordata; Actinopteri; Synbranchiformes; Synbranchidae. The transcript has 8 exons. The coding region runs from base 26 to 826 and encodes 266 amino acids. Gene Ontology annotation, biological process: proteolysis. The record is from RefSeq and is a predicted model, not a curated record.
UGGAGCUCUGCUGAAGACAGUCGCAAUGAUGUUUGUAAUCUUGGCUUUGUUUGUUGCUGGUGCCUAUGGGUGUGGCCUACCCACCUACCGCCCCAUCAUCAGCAGGGUGGUUGGUGGAGAUGAUGUCCGUGAACACAGCUGGCCAUGGCAGGUGUCUCUGCAGUACCAGAGCGGCAGCAGUUUCUACCACACCUGCGGUGGCACUCUGAUCUCCAACGAGUGGGUCCUCACUGCUGCUCACUGCAUCGGCAGUCGCACCUAUCGAGUCUACCUGGGAAAACACAACCUGAGGGACAACAACGAGGCUGGUUCCAUUGCCAUCAGUCCUGCCAAGAUCAUCGUCCAUGAGAACUGGGACUCUUACAGAAUCCGUAAUGACAUUGCCCUGAUCAAGCUGUCAGCUCCUGUCAGAUUCUCUGAUAGUAUCAUGGCUGCCUGUCUUCCCGGCUCUGGUGAGAUCCUGCCUCAUAAUGCUCCCUGCUAUGUCACCGGCUGGGGACGUCUCUGGACUGGAGGUCCUGUUGCCGACAUCCUGCAGCAGGCCCUCCUUCCUGUGGUCGACUACUACACCUGCACCAAGCCUGACUGGUGGGGCAACCUGGUGACCAACGACAUGAUUUGUGCUGGAGGAGACGGACAGAUUGCUAGCUGCAAUGGAGACUCUGGUGGUCCCUUGAACUGCCAGAACCCUGAUGGCUCCUGGGAUGUCCACGGUGUUGUGAGCUUCGGCUCAAGCAUGGGAUGCAACUACCCCAAGAAGCCCUCUGUCUUCACUAGAGUCAGUGCUUACAGGUCCUGGAUCAAUAGAGUGAUGACUACAAACUAAGACCAAAUAAAGACUGUAGUGACUAA